Messenger RNA from Cryptosporidium ubiquitum, 882 nucleotides. RefSeq names its product DnaJ domain-containing protein. The coding region runs from base 1 to 882 and encodes 293 amino acids. The transcript has a single exon. Lineage: Eukaryota; Apicomplexa; Conoidasida; Eucoccidiorida; Cryptosporidiidae. Gene Ontology annotation, cellular component: nucleus. The record is from RefSeq and is a predicted model, not a curated record.
AUGAAAAUGGAGGGGAGCGAAGGUAGUGAGAACGAACCAGUGGAGUUUGUUGAAAAGAACUUGGAAGAGAACUCGAGAGACCAGAAAAAAAAAAAUGCUCAAGAAGGAUGUGAUCUUUUUGACUUAUUCAUGAAAGAAGUGGAUGAGCCCAGUUCCAAAGGUACACAUCACGGCAAAAACGUAACUAAAAAUAAUAAGUCAAAAAGAGCCAAAAUAUCAAAGUUGUUGAUUGAGGGAAAAAUUGAUGAAGCAAUUAGUAGCUCAUACGGAAAUGAUGAGUUUAUUACAGGGACAUCGGACGAAGAAAUAUUGCGUCUAACUUCGCGUAUAUUUACAAAUUCAUACGAAGUUUUGGGGAUUCCUGUUGAUUCUGAUGAUGCUGUGAUUGGUAAGAGGUAUAGAAAGCUUUCCUUAUUGAUACAUCCUGACAAAACAAAUCACGAAAAGGCUAGAGAAGCCUUUGAUAUACUUAAUAAGGCAUAUGAGGAUCUUCAGAAGGCUGAGAAUCGUGUCAAAUACAAGGAGGUUUGGAAACGUGCUGAAGAAUUAGUUAAGAAAGAAAACAAGAAAAAUAAGGCUUUGAAAAAGAUUAAACAGGACCAGGAGGUAUUUAAAAAAGAGUUUAACAAACAGGUUAUAGAAAUGAGUGAAAAACUUCUAAAUGAUAUAAAGGAACGAAAGGAAUACAGUGAAAAGUGUCUUUUGGCAAAUCAUAGAUUCGAGCAAGAACUAUAUAGACAAAAGUUACAAGAGGAAAAAGAAAAGUGUAUUCAAAGACAAAAAUGGAACGAGAAAUUUGAGGAGAGAGCUCAGGGAUGGAGAUCAUAUAAACAAAAUAAUUCUAGAAUAUUUAAUAACAAAUCUAGCUUUGAUAAUGAUUAG